CAAGGAAGAACAGCGACCGUGUGAAGCCGAGCACCGUCGAAACGUAUGGGAAUCAUCGCCGGCCACGUUACGCAGAGGAUCCAUUUCCGUUUACGCGUAUCUUCUUCGUCCUCUUCGUCCUCGGAGGCGCGAGUGACAACCCCCCCGUAACCGAGGGCUCGAAGAAACGCAGUGCAAAGCAGCGAGAAAAGGCCUAACGGGGGUAUAACAGUGUGACCGUAACUGUACGCGCAUUCGCGUCGAAUAAACGUGGUUACGAAGGAAAAGGAACAAGGGAUUGUUGCGAUCGCGGAAGGAAGUGUUACACCUUCGGUGGAUCCGAUUGUUCUUUGUACGUCGAGAAUUCGUGCAUCGUGCGUCGUUUCUCACGAGGAUGGACCCACGAGAGUCCUCGGGACCCUCCGGAACGCACGAGACCGCGAGAAACGAUUGCGUGGCUUAAGGAAACUCGAGUAAAUCCAUACGCUUCCCGGUCUGCUGUCUCUGUGCGUUUCAUCGACGGCUCGGAGGAGAGACGGUCGAGCGAGCAUAGGUCAGACCGACGAAUCGACGAGGAGCCGGCCGCCCGGAGUCGCGGAGGACAAGGAAAGAAGGCUUGCUCGCGAUCGUCGUCGCAUCCGACAGUCUCAAACGGUGGGUUUAGCACCGACGACAAGGACACCGGGCAAAGGAGCCCCACACUUUACUUCGCGCUCGACGAUCAAGGUGAAUAGACAACGAUGGUAGAUACGCAACACUUUUGCCUGCGAUGGAACAAUUACCAAAGCAGUAUAACGUCGGCGUUUGAAAACUUGAGGGACGAUGAGGAUUUCGUGGACGUCACAUUGGCCUGCGAUGGCAAGAGCCUCAAAGCGCAUCGCGUCGUACUUUCCGCCUGCAGUCCCUACUUUAGAGAAUUGCUCAAGAGCACACCGUGCAAACACCCGGUGAUAGUACUUCAGGACGUAGCGUUCAGCGACUUGCACGCUUUGGUGGAGUUCAUCUAUCACGGGGAAGUGAACGUGCAUCAGCGUUCCCUUAGCAGUUUCCUGAAGACCGCAGAGGUCCUCAGGGUAUCGGGGCUCACGCAACAGGCGGACCAAACGGACAGGGACGAGCUGUCCCACGUCCGCGCGUUGGCCGCCGGUGGCAAUCAUCUUCCUUUCCACGAGAAAUUGGACGAAAGCUUUCUCCGAGGUGGUUCCCCGCCCACGCCAGUGACCCCGAUACCACCCACCGUGCAGCAAUUGAUACGCAGGCCGCCGAUACGUAAGAACGAAAGACGAACGCCGGAUCCGCACGAGGAGCCCACCAGGAAGACGAGGCUGCUGUCGCCGCCGUUGAACAACAACGACGCGACGCCCACGGACUUCUCGAUGGUGAAGAACAACCAUCUUUCGAGCAAGGUCGAGGGUAACGGCGUGCACGAGGAGGCCAGCCCUCUGGAGGACAACAUUAAGUGCGAGCCGUUGGAGCUGACAGGUGGUAACGGCGGAAACGGAGGCAACAACGAGGACUCGUCGGAUUCUGCAGCGGCUGCGUCGGACCGACCACCAGCGUCUGCGAGCAGUAACGAGCACGAGGUCGAGUCCGAACACACGUCCACGCUGAAUUUUUCGUCAGAGUCGAAAAUCUUCCCGCCGACGCCUGGGGGCUAUAAUUUCAGUAUGGCGGCGCUCUCCACGGACCACAUGCCGUUGUCAGUGAAAUUUCCAGGAUUGGGCCACGGGUUGCAACCACCGGACUUGGCAGGAACCUCGCAAGACCGGGAGGUCGCCGAGGAGGACGGGGGUUGGCAGUCCGCUACCAACGGAGACGGUCAACGGGAAACCGGCGAAUCGGGCCAAAGUACAGGAACUAGUCAGUGCGAGGUGGCGCAGCAUGGCCACCAGCAGCACCAGGAACUGCCCAUUAUCGAUCUCUUAGACGACAUUAACGAUCAGAUGCAGAUCGUGCUCAAGUCGGAGCCUCUGUCGCCGAAGAUCGACGAGCUCGAGUCCUGUCUGCUCUCGGAGCAGAUCGAUCUGCAGGCGGAUCCGCUGUCGACCGCCCACCAUCAGAUUCGCCAGCAGAUCGGCAACAGACAGCAACAGCAAGCGAGGACCACCGAGACCGGCCCGUUCGCCGAUCUACGAUGGCUCGCGCAGAACGGUAACCUGCAGACAGCGUCCAAGUAUCGCGACGCGGACCACAAGAGCUCCGCGAACCGAUCGAACAGCGCCACGUACUGCAGCUUCUGCCAGAAGACGUUCUCGCGAGCCUGGUCCCUUCAGAGGCACCUGGCGGACACGCACUUCUACGUGCCGCAGUCACUGUCGUGCGACCAGUGCGGCAGGAGUUACAAGUCCAGGAACAGCCUCGUCAGCCACAAGAGCCAGUACCACGCGAGGAAGGACCGCAAGGAGCACGAGGAACAGUGCGAGGUCACGUAUUGAACGACCUUCCACGCGGUUUACUGACCGAAUUGCGUCGGUGGUCCCGUCUCGCGUCUCGAAAUCGAGAACACAUCGACCGCCCAGGGGACGCGUUCAGGCUGAAAUCAGGAGUUUCAAGCGCUCGCGUGGAUGUUCACCAGGCACAGAUUCCGAUUCCGUUCGAGCUCGUCCGCCAGACGGCCAUUCCUUCCUAGUCCUCGGAUCGCGACGAAGCGUUACCUCGUUACACACGCCAAAGAGAGUUUAAUGACUCGCGUUAGCUUAAGUUUCGCGCGGACGUUCCCCCACGGUUCUGUUGUACAGUCGUACCCCCG
Messenger RNA from Colletes gigas, 2728 nucleotides. It is a transcript of the gene br, whose product is annotated as protein tramtrack, alpha isoform. Gene Ontology annotation, cellular component: nucleus. The record is from RefSeq and is a predicted model, not a curated record. Gene Ontology annotation, biological process: regulation of transcription by RNA polymerase II. Gene Ontology annotation, molecular function: protein binding. The transcript has 6 exons. NCBI's taxonomy places the organism in Eukaryota, Metazoa, Arthropoda, Insecta, Hymenoptera, Colletidae. Bases 720 to 2414 code for a protein of 564 amino acids.